Molecule: messenger RNA, 5072 nt
Organism: Paramecium pentaurelia
Lineage: Eukaryota; Ciliophora; Oligohymenophorea; Peniculida; Parameciidae
Source: the annotation of a GenBank genome assembly
AUGCGAAAGGCAAAUAACAAAAAAAGCAACAAAGGAAUUUAAAUCGAGGAUAUAUUUAGCAAAAUGAUUUAAGCUACAAUGCACUCUGAAAGGAGUGUGAGAAUAAAUUCGCAAAUUUAGUUGAUGCUUUUCUUUAUUUGCAAAUUUUAGCUGAUUUUCUUUUUAUUUUACUUGGAUUAUAAAUGGUAAGACACAAAUAAUUUAUAUCUAUAUCACUACAUUCUGUUAGUAAUUUUUAGAAUAGACCUGUUUAUAUCGACCUUUGAAAAUAUCUCAAGUUUAAGUGUCUAUACAAUAUUAAGCAUUAUUAUAAUAAAAUAUUUAUCUUACAUAUUACUUUCAUUUGAUGAUAAAUUAUCGAAAAACAAGUUUACUUAUUUAAUCAAAUCUAUUGGAUUGUAUGGGCAAUUAUUUUAUACUGUUUUUCAUAUUUUAUUUUCGACGCUAAGCUGUUUAUAUAUAUAUCAGCAGUAUAAGUAGGUAGAGUUAAACAAUCUUAAUUAUAUUCAUUUAUUAUUUGGAAUUUUAUGUUUUGUAAUAUUAUAAUUAGAAGGAAUUUAUCAUUUAUAAAUAAGUGAAUAAUCAAUAGAUGGUAAGAUUAUAUGUUUUGAUAGAUUAAGAAUAACAAUUAAAGAAUACAUAAUUUAAUUUUUAAACUUAAUUAUCAUUAUUUUAUUUUCAGUUGUUAAAAAUUCUUAAAUUGUUUCUUGGAUAAUACAUUUACUUGUUUUAUUGAGUUCUUCAUUAAAUACAUUAAAUUUAUAAGAAAAUCAAACUAUUAUAGAUAAUAACAAAAAAUUUAUUAAUUACUUUUCUGAUUCAUUUAAUAUACUCUAUGUAUUUUAUUCACUUAUCUAAACAAUUAUUUCAACAUAAUAAUUUCAAGUAUUUAUUUAUACAAUUUUUUCAUUUCCUUUAUUACUUAAAAUAUUCAUCAAAAUAGAUUAAUAUUUAAAUUUCAUUAUAUUUCAUUAGGCUUUUGAGCGAAAAAAGAUUUAAUUGUUUGCAAUCACCUAAUUGUUAAUAAAAAAAUAAAAUAAUUAUAAUUUCCCUUUAAUUUAUAAAUUAUUCAUUUAUAAUCAUCAUAAGAAGAAAUGUAAUGAUAUUUAAUGUUAUUGCCAUCAUAAUAAACUUUUAAUUGAUCCUAAAGAUACAGCUACUAUUACAUCUGAAAUAGAUAAAGAUUUUGUUCAAAAAAAGUUAAAAUAAAUAAGAAAAUUUAUUAUAAAUUAUAAAUUUGACAAUUUGGAUGAUCUUUAAUAUUACACUGUUUUGUAUGGAGCAUUAUUAUCAAAUAAUGGUUGGUCAAUAUAAUCAAUAAGACAUUUUAAUUAGUUAUUAUAUGGUCGGAAAAAUUUGAGGAACUCUCAACAAAGUAUAAAUUAAUCAAUUUUAAAACCUAACUCCUUUUCAGCAACUUAAAAAAAUGAUUCCUCAUCUCAAACAAUUAAUGAGCCUGAAAAAAAAUUUUAAGAAAUUUAAAUGAAUGAACAAAAGAGGCAUCAAAAAAAUACUUUAACCUAAAUGGUUAAAUUUGAUUUUAUUUAACUUUAAAAAAUUUAAUUUUUUUUAACUUAGACGAAGCACUAACUAAAAAAUUUGUUUGGUGGUCAUUAGCUGACAGCUGAACAACAUAAUUUAUCAGAAUAAAUUCAAGCUUUUAUGAAAUAAGAACUAAAAAUGGACCAAUAUAUAAAUGAAAUUAGAAAAAUCUUAAAACUGAAAAUCAAAUAUUUAGAAAAUUUAACUUAACAAAUUAAAGAUAAAAAAAUUUCUGAAUUCAUGAAAGCAUUAACUUUAAUUUCAAGUAAAUUAAUAAUUUUUAAAAAUGUAUUAUAAUUAGAAUAUGAAAAUUAUCAAAGUAAAAGAUUACAAUCACUAUAAAUUUUUUAUGAAGCAGAAAUCUUUAGAAACUUAUUAGAGGCUUUUAAAUUAUACAACUAAGCAUCUCUUUCAGAUGAUCCUAUAUCAAUAUUAAAUCAAAAUAUAAAUAUUAAAUUUUAUUCUAAUAAAAUAAGCUAUAUAAUGGUAGAGAUAGAUGAUGAUUUAUAAGGGGCAGAAAUAUUAAAAUAUUCAACAAAUUUAAGAUAAUUGAUUGAAUGUAGUCCGAAUGAUGAAAUACAUUUCUAUUCUCUAUUUCUACCUUUUAUAUCUAGAGAACAUCCAUUAUUAAUAUCAAGAUUUUUUAAAUUUGGAUAAUCAAAAUUUUAUAAAUAAUUUAAUUAGACUUUCAUUAAAUCUAAAAAAAAUUUGGCAAAAUCUAUUAUUUUUAGUUUUGACAAUAUAGUUUAAAUAGAGUAAGAAAAAAUUACACUUAUUGGUUUAUUAUAAGAAAUAGAUAUCUAAAAUCCAUUUAUAAUGGUAGAUGUCAACUUAAUUGUUGGAGGAUUAACAAAAUCUUUGUUUUCAACCUUAGGAUAUAAUUAAAUUUACAUAGACAAUAUAGCAGAUUUUUCUAUUUUCUACCAAAUAAAAAUAACAUAAAUAUUUCCAGAUUUUAAUGAAUUCAUUUAAAAUGAAAAUUAAUCAAUUAUAAAGUAUAAUAAUAUAGAUACAUACUUUAUUGAUUUGGAAUAUUUUUUUAGUGAAUUACAAACUGAAAAUUUUGAUUCAAAUAAUCAAUAGGCAUAAUUUUUACUCAAAUUAUGGGACAAUCCUCAUAUAAAAUCAUAUUAUUCAAGUAUUACUAUUUACACUUAUGAAAUUUAUGGUUACAAUUAUUAUGUUAUACAAAUUGAUUCUUUAGUUUAAACUUAAAAAUGUAAUAAAACUUAAGAAAAAAAUAGCGAAGUUCAUAGAAAUCUUGAAUAAUCAUAAAGUUUUGAAAUCAGUUAAUUAAAUUUAUCAAUAGAGGAAGCUAUGCCAAGACUCAUUAAUUAAUUUACAAUUAAAAAUAGGGAAAAUUAUUCAUAGAAUUUACAAAAGAAUAGUCAAAUUAUAAAUUUAUUUGCAGUACAAGAAGUAGAUUAAGAAGAAGUUUAUCUAAAGAUGGACUAACUUUAAUUAAUGUUAUCUCCUAAUAAAAGCACAAGUUAAUUGAUUGAAAAAUAAUAAAAUAAAUUGUUGCGUUAAUCAUCAUAGUAAGAUUAUUACACUGUAAAUACAAAUUAAAAAUAAAAUAAACAACUUAAUAGUAUAGAUCACGAAGAAUUCAAUUAAAAAGGUGAUUAAAAAUUAAUUGAAAAUUUAUUAAAGAAUUCUUUGUAAUCAACAGAAAUUGGGGCCAAUAGUGAAAUUAUCAAAAAAUAUGAAUUAUUGAACUCUUUGACUAAAAUUAAAAUCCCAAAAAUUUUGAAGAUUUCUCUAGCUACUUUUAUUUUAUUUGUCUUGAUUUAAACAAUAUGCUUAUCCUUAGUGAUAUCGAUUCUUCAUAAUGACAUUUAGUAAUUUAUUUCAGAUAUAGAGAUUAUUGCUCUGCAUGCAAGUAUAUAAGGACCUCAUGAUUUAUUUUUUUCUAUGAGAAAUACAAUUACUUCGUAUCAAUAAAUGUCAAGGGAAGGAUUCAUUCCUGCUAACAAAGUUAAAAAUUUGACUGAACCUUAUUAUUUAAAUAUUUAAUAUGGAUAUUAUGAAUUGAGGGAUAGUUUAUAUCAAUAACUAGAAAAUGAUUAUUUGAAAAUGUUUUUAGAUGAAGAGGUAAUGACACUACUAUUUAUGAGAAACAAUGACACAGAAAAUUAUGCAAUGGAACAUUUAUCAUUUAGAGAAGGUUUAUUGAUCAUAUUACAAUACUAAUUUGCAUAAAUGAGAACAUUUUAAAAGAGGGAGAGUACUGCAGGAUAACCAUAUUAAGUUUUUCUGUUUUCCAAUUAUUAUAAUAUUCAGGAUAAACUGGAAAGUAUUACAAAUGAUAUUUUAUAAUAUUCUAAAAAUAGAAGUUUAAAUGUAGGAAUAAAAUGGUAAAUAAUUUGUUUAUUUUUUGCUUUCAUUGUAAUUAUUAAUUCAAUAUUUUUAAUGAUUGAACUUCAUCAAUAUUAUAAAUUAUAUGAUAGAUUUUUAUAGUUAUUAAAUUUUAUGGAUAAAUAAAAAAUAUCUUUAGAAAUAGAAAAACUGAAUUAAUUAUAUAAAUUAAUAACUACGAAUUAAGAAUCUAUAUAUUCAUAUUAAUUUGAUCUUUAACGUUAAGAAUAAUUGAUGAAUAAUUAUAUUGCUUUAAACAAAAUCACAAAUACUAAGAAAAAUGUUGAAAGCAAUUCAUAAAUUAAAAUUCAAAGAAGAAAUAUUUUAGUGUUUUUAAUAUUAGUAGCUUGCAUAUUUUAAGUUUAUAUAAUAGUUAUUUAAAUCAAAACAAAUGAAUACAUUAGUAAAUAUGAUGACACAGCAGAUUUUUACUUUAUGAUUUAAAAUUUAAAAUUCAGAAGUGGAUCAAUGUAUAUGUAUAGAGAACAUUUAUUAAGAUGGAAGAAUUUUACUUAUUUAACAGCUUAUGAUUUAGAGAGAGCAUAUUAAUUAAUAGAUAAAGCAUAAAUGAAUAUAUAGGAAUAUUUAGAUUUUACAAGUUCAUUUUAAUCAAAUAAGUAUUUAUUAUCUGAUGAAUUCAUUUCUUUUUUUGAAUAUUAAUAAACUCAUGAUUUAUGUGAAUUUAUAGACUAAGUAUAUAUUAUAUUUAAUAUUUAUAGAUUUAUAUAGAAUUUAUGUCAUUAUAUUGUGAAAAAUCAUUUGAUGGAUUAUUGAAAUCAGGUUCAAUUUCAGUUCUUAAUUUUAUGUCAAAUUAAAUUAAAAAUUAAUAAGCUGUUAAUAAUUUUACUAAAAGAGCUGAAGUUAAUCUUUAUGAAAUGGAAGGAUCAUAAAUUGUAAUUAGAUCAUUUUUUAGAGUUUCGGAUGAAUUUUAAAUUGGUUUGAAAUAAAUCACAACAUAAUAAAAUGAAUUCACUCUCAUAAUAACAAUCAUAUUCAUUUGUUAUUUGAUUAUUUUCUUAAUGGUUGUUGUAUUUAUAAUCAAGAAUCUAUUAGUAAAAGAAUACGCUAUGCUAAGAAGGAUAGUAUAUUUAAUUCCACAAUAGAUUGUUUUAGGAGAUGAAUCAUUUGAAAGAUUUCUAAAAUAGUUAGCAUUAACCUAAGAAUUAAAAUGA